This is a messenger RNA of Pelobates cultripes (western spadefoot toad), 11163 nucleotides long. Lineage: Eukaryota; Metazoa; Chordata; Amphibia; Anura; Pelobatidae. The record is from the annotation of a GenBank genome assembly.
GUUACAAUUCGUGCCCAAUGAAGCUUCAUGGAUAGUUGUGAUUUCUCUAUGAUAAAUGUCAGUUCCAGGCUGCCAUGCUGUGUGUGCAAGGACAAAUGUCAUUUUAAUAGUUACUAAGUUGUGUUCGGAUCCUUACUAGGUAGGUUUAAUACUGCCAUACACAUUUAGUGUGUGGGUUUAUAAACGUUUUAAUUUCUGUGCACUGAUGCUGUAUUAAAUCCUUCUACACAUGCCUUUAAUGUGUACAUUUGUUAUUAUCAGGUUAUAGUAACCUCCUCCAGUCAGUUGUGUCAGUAAAACAGCGAAUUCCUUGUACAUUAGGUAAAGACCAUUUAUAAAAGUGAAGUUUUUAAAAGUGCAGCAAGCAAUACAAAUGUUCUCUUGGUUGCCAUGGUGAUUGCUCCACGUUUAGAACGUUGCCCCAAAAUUGCUGUUCAUGAAUAAUCUUUACUCAGAGGGAGACAAGCGCUGGACUUUAAAGAUGAACUAUACUUGGUAAAGAGGACCUGACACAGUGUUCACACCUUUAACCCCUUAAGGACCAAACUUCUGGAAUAAAAGGGAAUCAUGACAUGUCACACAUGUCAUGUGUCCUUAAGGGGUUAAAGUGGAACUGUUUGUUUUCUAAACAUGACAGAUACUCACGAAGCACUUAUGGGGGACUUACUGGGUGAGCAGUGCAGGGGAAUAAGAAAAAAAAAAAUAUAUAUAUAUAUAUAUAUAUAUAUAUAUAUAUAUAUAUACACCUCCACUGCACAGUUUGUUUAGAAUUACAGCAUCACCCUAUAUUCUCUGGCUGUAUUUGGACACCCACAGAGAAAAGCUGUAUAUGUGUGCUUGGCAUUCCUUCAAUCGUACUGUAAUACCAUGAGCCCCUGUUUAAGCAGCUGUCUCAGUUCUGAGCUUUUCAUAAAUAAAUAAUCUUUCUGAAAAGUUAUUUUUAACUGUGUUGGAAUUUCUUUGAAAAUUCCAACAGAAUCAUAGAUAUCGUGAGAGGUAAAUCGAUAUAAAUUAGGGACUACUUUUGUUUGUUUACUUUUUUUUUCUUGUAAGGACCAUAUUCAGGAUUUGUGCAUCACAUUAAUAAAGUUUUAGCAUCCAAAACUUAACUUAAAAGGACACUAUAGCCACCAAAACUACUUUAGCUUAAUGAAACCGUGUUGGCGUACAGAUCCUGCAGUCUCACUGCUCAAAUCUCUGUCAUUUAGGAGUUAAAUCACUUUGAUUAUGUAGCCAGAGUCACACUUUAAUGGAUGUGAAUUGCACAUAAACCUUCCCUGUAAAGAGAGCUAUAAUGUUUAAACUUUCUUUAUUGCACAUUCUGUUUAAUUUAGAAUUUAUCAUCUCCUUUUGUGUUAAUAGCCUUCUAGACCCUACAGAAGCCUCCCUUGUGUGAUUAGCACCUUAAGGACACAUGACGUGUGACAUGUCAUGAUUCCCUUUUAUUCCAGAAGUUUGGUCCUUAAUGGGGUUAAAGUUCAAUUGAUAGAGGUGGAGGUAAUGUCAGAUUGAAAAUGAAACCAUUUUUUCAUGUGGGCUGUGUGAAUCACAUCCAGCGGAGGUGUGGCUAGGACUGCAUAAACAGAAACAAAAGUGAUUUAACUUCUAAAUGGCAGAGAAUUAAACAGAGAGACUUCAUGUGCCUGAACUAUACACAAAAACUGAUUCAAUAAGCUUCAUUUGUUUUAAUCCCUGUAAUAUCCUCUUAUUCUUCAGAAUGCAAGCUGGCAUGCUGUUGGAGAUCCUUCCUUGAAUACUGUAGCCAAAUAUACAUGUAAAGGUGCACUGGGGUUUAUUUAAUAAGCUAUAAAAUGGCAAAUUGACAAGGGAUUGCACAUUUUAAUUAUUGCUGCUCCAUAGUGAUUUUCUGAACAUGUAUACAAGUAUAUGUAUAUGUCGAUGUGAGCUGGUCAUUUCUAAAACUUUACCUGCUUCUCUUUUUAACUGGUCAGUUUAGCUAAGAAAGACAUAUUAUGAUGUUCAUAUAAACAUAGAAUAUGACGGCAGAUAAGAAACAUUCAGCCCAUCUAGUCUGCCCAACUCAAUAAAAUAUUUACUGACAGUUCUCGGCCAAUAGAAUUAAAUUGAGGCCAUAGUUAUCUACCUGCUAAAACACUGUGUGAAAGAUAAAAGCUACCCAUAGAAAUGUAAAUGCAUAAAAACACGUCACUAGAAUGCCAACAUGACACCAGGCAGCCUGGUCUGUAAUUCAGUAGGUCUUCACGUGAGACUAGCUAUACUUCUGCUCCUCCCAACAUCGCAGUGUAUAAUUACUCAUCUAUAGAAGUUGAUCAUUUUGUUUCAACUAGCACUCUUGGUUUCUAAUUAUAUUUUCUAAUGGUUUGACUGUGAAUAUUUGUUUACUGACAUUCGUGAUGUAAUAUCGCAAUAACUUCCUUCAUUAUUGUUGUUCUGAACCUUUGCUCUCUAACAUAUAUUUAAAAUGAAAAAUAAAGAUUGUCAAAAAAAACAACAACAUAUCUGUGAAAAGUCGUGUGUGUGUGUGUGUGUGUGUGUGUGUGUGUGUGUGUGUGUGUAUAUAUAUAUAUAUAGGGCUACAUGAUUUAGAUUUUUUUGUUUCACUGUUUUGAUCUUUAGGAGUCACAUAUCAACCUAUUAAAUGAAUUACGUUUUCUUGCAGGAUUCAUUGAGAUUGAAUAGUGUCAUGGCUACUUUAGCAACUCUUGGCCUUCCUAUGCUACGCUCCUCUUUACCGCGGUGGAAAUUGUGUGCUUCUGCUCUUGCAGCACACACAAGGUGAGUUUCCUAGCUGACAUUAAAUAGGACGUGAACAAAAGCAGAUGAAGGCGCUCAAUAUAAUUAUUCUAUUGAUGGCAGCAAUGAAUCUGCAGGGGUUCACAAAACUUUGUGCGGGUUACAAAAGUGGGACAAAAAGAAAUGUUACACCGUGCCAGAAAUCUUAUAAAUAAAAAGACAAGUGUUUUAGAAUGACCUUAUUGUGCAUAUAUAUAUACGCUUUAUAGGAGCUGAUGAGUAACAACUCAAAAUAUCUCAGAUAUUCACUACCAGAGCAAGUCAUUACCAUUCAGGCUCUGAACUGGCUACAUGCUAAAGAGGGCCAAACGUUGUUUACUGCUGUUUUAUUUAAUAAUACUUAUAUUGCUCUUAUGAGUUUAACCUCUGAGUAAAAAAUGUAUUUUCAUCAAACUUUCUGAUCUCUUUGUUUUGAGGUUAAUAAGAAUGGGAGGUUUUAUAUAGUGUGAGGUAUUUUGCUGUGAAGGUGUUUUGGCUCUGACUCUCAACCUAUCACCAGCACCCCAAUGAAAGGCUUCCAUAUUGAUGCCAGGGGCCAGGAGUACAAUUUUACUGCUUAUGUUAAAAUGGCACCCAACACAGGACUUCCAGACACCAUUACUUAUUUAUUAAACUGUAGUUGUUAUGGUGCCCAGAGUGGUUCUUUAGUGAUACUUAAAGUUGUCCUGUCUCUUAAGUAGUUGUUCUUUCUUCUACAGACAGCCAUCACGUUGUCACCGACUUUCACCGUCUGAUGAUGAACUUUACCAGAGGACCACAGUGACACGUCUAGAGAGAGACUCUCCCGAUAUUAUGAUUGUCGAUAGUUUCAGCAGCCAGGGAUUCAUCAUCAAUGGUGACAGAGUAAUUGGACCCUGUGUGGUUAUUCCUAAAGCAAUACUUCAGUGGAAUGUGAGUAUGUUACUUAAAGCUUGCAUUCUGAAGAAUAAGAGGAUAUUACGUGGGAAUACCUUCGACGUCUAAAGGAAUUUGUUUAUAUAAAAAAAAAAAAAGAAAACACAAUAUGAAUCUAACUUACUAAGUGGUGUAAAAAUGUAAAUAAAAUGAAUUUCCUUGCAGAAAAUAACUGUACUAUUUACACAAUUUACUAACUAACACUUCUCAUGGGCUUUCGGGAGUAACACAACUUCCAGCUCUAUGUGUUACCCCAAUCAGACUACACAAAGUAGCUUUUUGUAUACUAUGGGUCCUUUACACUCUCCAGGCCUAGGAUUGAAGCCAAACAAUAUACAAACAAACAAUGCUCUUUAGUUCCUGAAUAUGAUAAAUGUCAAAUAUCUGCAAAUUGUGUAAAAAUCUUAAUACAUUGUUAUUGUCCAUUAUAAUGCGUUGCCGUUUUCAGUAUGUGACAUAGCUACUAUUUUAUUAAUUUAGUUUUUUGUAAAGCAUUGUUUUAGAAUGUCAGUAAUGACGAAUACCACCAUGUAAUCAAAAAAGUAGUAUCUGAUGCAAGUUUAUGACAUGUAGGCAGACAGGGCUGAGAUGAUUCACAAGGGCAUGUAAAAAUUCCACUACUACUGCUUUGAAAGUGGAAUCAGAAAGACACUACAACUGGAAAAAAUGAGAUUUUACCUACUAUUUACCUUGCAGAUUGAAAGUGUGAAACCUAACCGAACAAUCAUAAAUAUCAAUGUCAGAUUGACACUGAUACCCUUUUAUUACUGUCCAUAUUCCAAAGAUGUGCUUACAAAUGAAAAGUAAUUGCUGUUUUUAUAUUCUGUUUGCAGGUUGGAUCCUAUAAGGAUAUCUCUUUGGAAAGCCUUGCUUUGUUCCAUAUGAUUGUUCCCAAGAUAGGUAAUAAUCUUCAAACUUUUAAUCCAUAGAUUCCAUACAACUGUAUGUUUUGUCCAAAACCAAAGGCUCACCAAACAGUGACAUACCUGGUAUGUGUAACAUACCUGUGGUGCAAACCAAAGUGGGGUGCUGUUAAAAUGAAUCUAAUAAACACUCUCACCUUUAUGUAAAGGGAGUAACAAUGGUUUAUGAGAACUAGAAACAAUAAAAAGCAAAAAAAUAGUUUAAUAUUGCUUUAAGAUGUGAAAUACACUGCAAAUCAUCACACUCACAUUUAUUAGAGCAUUCAAAAUAUUGUUUUUAUUGUAUUUGCUUCUGUACCUUUAAGGUGGUACACUACCUUCUUCCUUAACCCUGCACUUGUAAUUAAUGCAGUUAUUCAGAAAAUGCAAUAAUUACAUUGUAGGGCUAACUCCACCUUUACGAGACAGCCACUAGAGGCACUUUUGGGUGGUUUCACCUAACUGACGCUGGAGGUCCUCAUGCUAUGCUUCAGGACAUUCAACGUCAUCUAAAACCCCGUAGGAAAGCAUUGAGCAAUGCUUUUCUAUGGGGUAGUCCUAAUGCGCGUGAGGUGCAUGCGCAUUCGGUCCAACACGCCAACUUUACGCCAGCAAAGGUGGUGUCUGACCCAGCGCUGAGGUACAUCUGCGCUGGAAUCAGGUAAGUGACAGAAGGGUUUUUAACACUUCCAGCACCACGGAGAGGGGAGGAGACGGUAGGGGCGGAAUUUAAAGGGAAACGUUAGUACUUGGAAAAUAACUUUUUUUUUCCUAGCCCAUACGUUUACCCUUAAAUGCUCUGUAGUGCUUCCAAAUAAAACAGGAAUAAAAGACCAAUUAUUCAGAAUGUUAAGCUUGGUUAAAUAAUAAUUUGGAGUAAUAAAACUUUAUUAGGAGCCAAAUAAAACAUGACUUAUGGUAUAAACCGCUUUGGUGUCAAUUAUGCCUGAGGUUCCUUGUAAUAGCUCAAGAACUUGAAGUGUCCUCAAAAGAAGAUUCUUCAGAAAAUCUUUAUUAAACUCUAACAAUACAAAGAUCCAACAAAAAAACAAAAAAAAUGCAUAAAUCCUCUCCAUCCAAAGUGUGUUUCACCAAAAGCUUCCUCAAUCAGAUAAUGCCACCGUUUUUUCCUCCCCUCCUUUUAAAUUUCAUUCCAGCCAAUUGGCUGGUAGGAAUGGCAGAGUCCUGGCAACAGGAAGUGAAAUAUCGCUGCUCCUUGUGGCGUAACCUUCGGUCAAGCCCAAGUAAGAUUGGGAGUCACAUGAAUCUGUUGUGUCUCCUCAUUGUUACCAUGGAGACAUUUACAAGAAUAAGGGAAAUCACAAAUUGUAAAUAAAACAUAAGUCUUUUCAAAUGCCAAACAGUGAACUGAAACCCAUAGGUAAACGCAUUUUUGUUGCAACACCUGACUUCAGAGUAAUUAGCCAAAUUGGAGAAUUUUGCAACUGUGUUGCCAUCACACCAUUUAAGAAAUUACACUCCAGGAUGAUACUAAGAGUGCCUUAGCCAUCCCCAGCAUUUAACCUCAUUGGGUGCUGCUCUCCACCUCUGCCUGCUGCAGCGCAGGGCUUAAUUCAGUGGCUGAGAGCAACAUUGCAGGGCUUAGGAUAAUUAAUGGAAGUUUGCAGGAAAACAGGGAGCUGCGACCGAUGGUACUUAACUAAGAAGUUAAACUGUUGCUUGAAGUGUUUCUUUAAAUGUUAUUUAUAGUAGAGCUUUUAACAGUGCAUGUGUGUAUAUUCUCAAUUUUUAGUAUUUUUAUUUAUCGGAUUUAUUCCUAGAUGUUGCAAAUCUUUGUCCACCCAAAUCAAGAUACUUUUUAGAUAGUUCUAAUCAUCCAUUUGUUUAUUUUCCAGAAAUCCUAGUAAUAGGCACUGGAGACAGAGUAGAGAGACUGGAUCCAAACAUUCUCAAGACCAUGAGACAGAAAGGGGUAGCUGUAGAAGUGCAAGACACGGUAAGAAUCUAAAUAAACAAUGUGAUUCUGUAAGUAAAUUCAUGUGAUUUUCUUAAGGCCCAUGUAUAACUUGUUUAACAUUUUUUUUUUAUUAUUAUUAAUUAUAAAUCUUUAUUGAAUAUUAAAGGAUCACUAUAGGGUCAGGUACACAAACAUGUAUUCCUGACCCUAUAGUGCUAAACCCACCAUUUAGGUUGCUUGCCCCCACUUAUUCCCCAUAUAAAAGUUUAAAACUCGCCUUAUUUCUAGUGCUGCGCGGGUCUGCCGGCGCUGGCUCUGCCCCUUUGUGACAUCAUCAAAAUGGCCUGAUUUUUAGCCAAUACAAUGCUUUCCCAACAGCAAAAUGCCGUUUUGGCCAAUCAGGACCUCCUUAUAGAGAUGCAUUAAAUCUCUAUGAGGAAAAUUCAGCGUUUCCAUGCAGUGCGUGGGGACACUGAACGGCAGGGCUGCCUACUGUGCAGCCCUGAGCCAGGAAGCCCCUCCAGUGGCCACUUGGAGGUGUCCCUAGGGGCAAUGUGAACACUACCUUUUCUCUGAAAAGGCAGGGUUUACAUGAAAAUGCCUGAACGGAGCUAUUAUACUCACCAGAACAACUACAUUAAGCUGUAGUUGUUCUGGUGACUAUAGUGUCCCUUUACAUAGUUAAUAUUAGGUCAUACAUAUUAUACAACAAAUCGAAAUUAAACCAUUUAUUUUUUUAUUCUAUUUACAAAAACAAAAAAUCUCCACCAUUCAUUCAACAAUCAUACUUACAAAUGGUGGGUCACUGGAGAUGUAACAGGUGGCUACUACAAGGAAAGAAAAGAAAAAUAGGAACUAUGGUAACAAGAAUAGAAUGUAUAGGGAUCGAUAUAAGUUAGCAGAAGUUUGUUGGUGUUAGCAUAAUUUUUCCAAAGGAGCCACAUCUCUUCAAAUUUUUACAUUUUGCUUCUUAAGGCAUAUAAACUUUGUUCCAUAUCGACAAGUUCCUGGGUUACAGACUGUUGUCCAGUUAAUUUCAUCGGAAGAUUUCCAGUUACAAGCAAUGAUGAUCUUUACUGCCAUUAAAAAUGGACUAUUAAAUAAUCCUAGCUUUUAUUACGAUUAGGAUAGUCACUAUUCCAUAAAAACAUACAUGAUGACAGUGAGUUGAAAGAAAAUAAUUUAUCUCGACAGCAGUCAAUAUGACUUUUAAGAGAAUAAAGCUUAAAACAUUCCCACCAUAUAUGUACUAGAUGAUCCUUUUCUAAAUGAUGCUGCCAGCAAAUGUAAGAAUUAUUUAAGGAAAUCUUUUUUAAACUAAUAGGGGUUUAAUACCCUCUAUAUAUAAGCUUAUCGUGUCAUUCCAAAAUGGAAAUGCAAUGUAUGUGUUGAAAAACAUGUUUGAUACCAAAUACCAUUCUUUAGAUGAAAUAAAGUUUAACCAGUUCAGAAUCCCAUUUUUUGAAUUGGGAGGACCUUACUCUGCUCCGAUAGUUAUUUAUACCUAAAUAAAAUAAUAUAUCCUUAGAAAGAUCAAUGUUGCUCUGGCGUUGGAAGAAGAGCAAGAUCUCUCCUUUAUCCAUAAUAUUUAAGAUUUGAAUUUACCAAGUGUUUCCAGUAGGCUUAUUGAAAUCUCUACAAGUUAUUGACUGGGUGUUACUGAACCCUUGAGAGACAACACCGUAUGCUCCCUGACAUCAUGGAGAUUUGUUGGAAAUGUGAGGAAGAAAUGAGCUUUGAUUUACACAUCUGGUGGUCUUGCGGGUAGGUUGGCAACUUUUUGGAAGGCUGUAAACGAUACAAUUAAAGACAUCCUAGACACUAACCUCCCUUUACAACCUCUCCCGAUGAUUCUUCAUCAGACAUAACGGCCCCUCUCAAUUUAUAGUAAAUCGUCAACCAAACAUCUGCUCAAUGCGGCCAAGUUAUGCUCCUGAAUUGUGGAAAAAGCCUCUCGCUUUCCAAUAGUUAGCGUAUUGGCUUGGAUGGGUGAAGUAAUGUGGUAGACAAUGACAGGGGACUCAUAUUAGAUGGGCUCAAUCAAAGGUGAAUUCACCAGAGUGUGAUUGAAUAUAAGGGGAAAUAUCCCUUCUCUCAAUUUCAAACCAAUUUCAAACCAAUCCUCAGCACAACAGGGAUGGCCUAUGUCCGGAUGUCUGCCCGGACACUCACUCCCUGCUACUCACAAAACACAGAGCAGGUAUCGGAAGGAGAUGGGACUACCCCUGCACGUGAGAACCCGAGACCUCCAUGUUGACGGCCCUCCUCACUGAGACAGAUUGAGCAACCACAAUCAACCAGGGUGACAACUUAAUUAAAGCGACCUAACUCUAUUAAAGCGACCUAGAUUGAAUGUCCCUAUAUAAUCUAACUGCACUAACCUAUAUAUAUAGAUAGCGUUAUAUCCCUGCAUUAUUUGUGUCGUUAACAGACUAGCCAAUGUACAGGUCAUGCCUAACUACAGUCUAAACCUACCCUUAACGUCAAUUUUAUUAUUUCUCAACAUGUACUUUACAUACCAUGUCAUAAGCUUAAGCGUAGAUAACAUUGUCAUACGAAUAUCUAGCCUAGCAUGUAUACUACAAACUACUGAAGGCACAUAGCCUGUCAUUUUCAUGUUAUAAAAAAAAUGUGCUGUUUAAACUGCCAUAGUUUGCAAUGCAAUGAAAAUGCCUGCAGCUGCUGUCGUGGCCCUGCAAGCUUGUUGUUACUCUGUGCACGAAUAAAAUAAAGAAUUUUAAAAAAAAAGGGCAUUAUGGUAGCAAACAUGAAAAGGGUUGGAUAAACUAUAGGUACCCAGACCACUUCAUCUCAAUUAAGUAGUCUAGGUGCAGUGUCCCUGUUCCCCUUAACCCUGCAAUAAAAAACAUUGCAGCUUUAUAGAGACUGCAAUGUCUACAUUGCACUGCUAAGACUAUCUCUAGUAGUUGUCUACCAGACAGCCACUAGAGACAAUUCUUUCAGAUUCAUAGAGUUUGGCUUCGUGAAACGACGCUGGACAUCCUCACACUUUGCAGGAAAGCAUCCAGCAUCAAGCAAAGCCCCAUAUAAAAGUAUUGAUUCAAUGCAUUCCUAUGGGGAAGGCCUAAUGUGUGCACAACUUUCGACGUGCAUUAGGUCCCCCUACCCCCAUGGGACCUUGGAUGCUGGAAUCAGUUUAGUAAAUUAAAUGGUUUUUAACCCUUUCAAGGAAGGGGAGGCAGUUCCAAAGGGACACUAUAGUGCUAGGAAUACAUCUUUGCAUUCCUAACACUAAAGUGUUCCUUUAAGAAUAGAGAACUCCUUUGUCAUUCCUGUCUCUUUCAAGGAAAACCCAUAGAGUUCCUGUGUAUGCUUAUGUACCAGUAUAAUCCGCAUUUUGUUCAGAUAUACAUUAAUAUGAGAUGUCUUAAGUGUGUUCUUCUUUUCUUUUUCACAGGCCAACGCUUGUGCCACCUUUAACUUCCUAACCAAUGAACGGCGCAUGACAGCAGCUGCGUUAAUUCCUCCAACCAACGCCAACUCUUUUUAAUAUUAUUGUAUCAAAUAAUCAAAUGGACUAUAACUGACAAGGUUACUCUGCCCAAAGAAAUUUUCAUCUGGUAUGUUUAGUACCCAGUCACGUAUAAAACCAGUGCAAAAUAAUCAAAACGGGUAGUAGUAAUCGUGUUUUAUUUAACAGGAAAACAGGACAUCACAGGAAAAGUAGCCUUCCUCACUGUGUAAAGACAUUGAGAUACAAUUACUGGCUGGAUUAUAGAGCAACAGAAUUGUCUAAAUUUAAGCACAUUUUGCUAAUGAGACUCAAAAUGAUUGUUUACUUAGGAAUUGUACUGCUAAUGCCACAAAAGGGGUAUGACCACUUUGUAAAAAAAUCCUCCCUUUAAUUAUUUUAGGGGCGUCAAAUAUUGCUAAUUGGGUAGCUAUAUCAAAGUGUUCUGAGCAAUGUCUCAUUUUUGGUCUCUAAUCAAUUUAACUUUACCUAAAGGGUUACUUCAAGCAUUAUAAUCACAACUGUUGUAGUUAUGGUGCCAGGAGUACCCUGGCCUGAAUUCAUGGUAAUGGGGCAAACCAUCUAGCAACAGUUUGCCCUCUUAUCUGGGUACUCGCCAGACUCCAAGGCUCCUAUCUUCUCUGCCUAUGAGCUAAUGCAAAGCUGCGGAAGCCAAUCCAGUUUCCGUUCAUUGGCUGAAUGUAUCAGCUGAACACUGUCAGCCAUUGAAUAGCAAACUGUGCAAAAACAAAUUGCACAGAAUCUAAAUUUAAAAAACUAAUUGUUAAGAAAGUGUACUUGCUCAAUAUGGACCCUUGCUGUUGAAGAUAUCAAGCAUACUUUAAUGCUAUGAAAAGAGUCUCCUCUUAUACCUGGAGAACAAAAAAGAUCACAAUUUUAGCGCUUGGUUUGUGUGUAGUGUACAUAUAUAACUUCACAUUAAAGAAUGUAACAUACCUAAAUAUCAGUGUGAUUGAGUGUAAUUUUCCAAUAGGAGGGACAAAUAUCCCACAUCUGGUUGAAGCACCUGAGUUCUAUUAUUGUCCUAAAAGGUAAACAUUGGACCAGGUUAUCUUUAUUUCAUUAAGGACUGAGCCAGUUGUACACGUUGUGAUCAAAAUAAAACGUAAACAAAAACUGGAAUUUGCGCUAUAUGUCUGUCCAACCAUAAUUCACCUCUUUCAUCAUAUUAAAUGCACCCA